Molecule: messenger RNA, 433 nt
Organism: Drosophila pseudoobscura
Lineage: Eukaryota; Metazoa; Arthropoda; Insecta; Diptera; Drosophilidae
Gene: l(3)neo43
Product: cytochrome c oxidase assembly protein COX16 homolog l(3)neo43
Exons: 2
Coding region: 50-364 (104 amino acids)
Biological process (GO): mitochondrial respiratory chain complex IV assembly
Cellular component (GO): mitochondrial inner membrane
Source: RefSeq, a predicted model, not a curated record
CGUUAUUCAUCGAUAGUAUCGAUAAGCAUUGUGAUAUAAUAUACAAAUAAUGUCGUUCAGUGACAAACUAAAAUAUUAUAGUAAACGAAAAUCGUUUAAAUAUGGUGUGCCCUUCCUCAUCAUGAUGGUGGCCGGCUCUUUUGGACUGCAGCAGUUUUCCAAUUUAAGGUACCAGUACUCCAAGAAGCAGCCGGUGACACCCGAUGAGAUGAAGAAGUACGGCGUGAACAUGAAGAAACGCCAAGAAGUUACGCUGGAAACGGAGUACGACAAAGUAAGGGCCGUGAACAUAGAUGAAUGGGAGAACAAACGAGGUCCUCGUCCCUGGGAAGAGGAGGGACUGUCAUCGCCGGCCAAACAUUAACUAUUGUAUAGUGUAUAAGCACACGUUUAAUAAAGACUGUUUGUUAUAUAUAUUUAUAAAUAAAUAUAA